AUGGCGGGUGUGCGCGAGUGUGCUGACGAGACAGUCAGCCGCGCGCUGCAGGCUGUUGAAGAAUCGCCGCUGGAGCUGGAGGCACCAACUGUCCCAAGGCAGAUCUGCCCACCAAAGCGUCUCACAGGCAACGCACCCGGCCACAAAGUGACCGGACCCCGAGAAUUUUUCCGGAUAGAGCUGGUGAAGGUGCUGGACACCGCCUGCAUGCAGAUCUCAGAACGGUUUGAGGGCGCUGGUGGCUACCUGCAGUACUGGCGCGAUAACCCGGCGCGUGGCCUCCGGGACGGCCACAAGGAGAUCCUGUUCGGCAACUACCGCGACAUCUACCUCUGCAACAGUGCGUUUCUGCUGGAGCUGCAGAGGUGCCGAGCCGACCCUCUGAGGGUGGCCAAGUGUUUUGUCGCCCACCAGCUGAGGUUCGACGUGUAUACCGACUACUGCACCCACUAUCCCAGGGCGAUGUCGCUGCUGACGGAGCUGAUGCGCUCGGGCACAGAGACGGCGCGCCUGCUGCGGGACCGGCAGGAGGCUCUGGGCCACACUCUGCCGCUCGGAUCCUACCUGCUGAAACCCGUCCAGCGCAUCCUCAAGUACCACCUGCUGCUGCAGAGUCUGCGGACGCACAGCGCGGCGUCACCGGAGUGGCAGCGCGCGGCCACAGACGAGGCUCUGCGCUCCAUGCGCGCUCUGGCUGACCACAUCGACGACAUGAAACGGCGCCACGAGUCGGCCGUGCGCGUGCAGGAGGUGCAGAGCCUGAUCCGACUGUGGCAGGGCGAGGACCUGACUACGUUCGGAGAGCUGGUGGCCGAGGAGACGUUCCGCGUGCCCCGGGCCAAGGUGCCGAGACAGGUGUUUCUGUUCGAAAAGAUGCUGCUCAUCACAAAGAAGCGGGACGACGGUACUCUGGUGUACAAGACGCACAUACUGUGUUCGAACCUGAUGCUCAUUGAGAGCGUACCGGGGGAGGUGGACAGCCUGCAAGUUUUACCAUUUGACGAUCCCCACGAACAAUACACCCUGCAGGCUCGAAGUGUCGAGUCGAAGCGGCAGUGGGCGCUGCGCCUGAAGGGAGCCAUACUGGAGAGCUACGGACAAGACAUACCCAAACACGCCCGAGAACUGGUCAUGAAGCUCGGCCAGCACCGGGAGAACGGUGCGGCGCUGCGGCGCCGGCUCAGUCGGCGCACCCACUCGGUACCCGAGUACCUGGAGCGGCGCCGCUCGGUGAAGAGGACCACCUCAGCCGCCGCCAGCGUGCUGCCGCCGCAGCUGCCGCAGCUGACAGCCGCGCAGCAGCGCCAGCGACGGCGGGCCCAGCAGCAGCAGCAGCAGCAGCAGCAGCAGCGGCACGGGCAGCCGCCCGACUGGGGUCCGGCCGACCAGCAGCAGCAGCAGCAGCAGCACGACUGCUCAGCUGCCGCUAGUGGGAAGAGCACACCGCCGUGCUCGCCCUGCGCUGGCGCGGAGCGCGCCUCGACGUUCCUGCCGGACUUGGACGAAGAGGACCUCGAGGAGUCAGCCGGCGGCGGUCGCGGCUCACCACACCCUUCCACGUGCACCUCGGCGUCCUCGACCACCCCUUCUGCCGUCCCAGCCGCCGCCGACAACGGGCACCAGCGCCGCGACGACCAGACGAUUGUGGAGCAGCUGGUGCUGCAGCACAAACACUUCCAGCGGCUGUGGGAGAAGCCGCGCCGCGAGGUGCGCCGCAGCCCCACCUCGUCCAGCGACUCUCCCAGCGAGCGAGAGCCCGACUGGAGCCCGUACCUCGCCGAGGCGGGCGGCCGCAGUGACUCGCCGCCGGCCGCUCCCGCCGCUGACACUCGGCGCGGGGAGGUGUCUCCAGCUCCGAGCGCCCGACAGGGCGCUGAGGCAGCAGACCCUCCGGACGCGUCCAGUGACGGUGAGGGCGGCGAUCGGGCGGCGGAGCUCGCCGCAGAAGAGGACAAUAUGCCCGAGCUGGUCAGCUGGAACGAGUUCACGCUGACCACGGUGCGGGGUCCCGACGAGCAGCCGUCGGCCGCCGUCUCUCCCCGCACCGGCCUGCGGCGCGCGCAGCGGCCCCAGUCGGCCAUCACCAUCGAGAGCCGGGACAACGUCGAGUACGUCAGCCUGUUCGACUACGGCGCCCGGCCGCUGUCGAUGGCUGGAGGACCGCCGCUGGAGGCGCCCGCGGCUCGGGCGGAGCCGCAGCCGCGCCGCACAGUGACCCAUCGGCUGAGCGAGCUGCGCCAGAGCGGCCGCGCCGAGCUGCGCCAGUUUUUCGGACUCUUCAGGAGCAAGUCGCUGAGACUGAGCCGGUACUUCGAGGACAACGGAAAAGGGCCGUCACAAAGGGACGUCAGGCGGAGGGACGUUGACUCGUCCUCGGUGGCGAGAGGUGAAGCGGUACCCAAGGCGGCUCCAAAGGCUGCUGCAGAGCCGAGACAAAGGUCUACGUGGUACUGCGAGCUGAGCGAGCCGCUGGAGGGGGACGGCCAGCCGCAGCCAGCCGCUCAGGACGAGCCGCAGCGAAUACCUGGGGACGAGCCGCGGUCGCAGCGGUCGCAGCUGAGGUCGUUCGGCUCUCUGCGCGUGCUGCUGCGGCGCUCCGGCAGCUCGGCGGGUGCCGAGAGGAGCCGCUGGCGGCCGCUCUCCCAGCUCAUUGACGUAAGGAGCCGGCGGCCACCCUCCCAGUCUGUGGACGGGAAGCGCCGGCGGCCGCUCUCGAUGGUGAACGGAAAGAGCCGGGGGCCGCCGCUGGCCUCAGAGGUCCACGCCGCGAGUCUGCAGCGUCUGCCCGGCUCCGGAGGGCAGUGGCAGCGCUCAGGUACCGCCAGCCCGCGCCAGUCGCCGGUCUCAGCGGCUCACUACCUGCAUUCAGCGCCCUCUCUGCGGGGUGCGGAAAGUCACAAGUGUUUGCCGGCGCCGCUGGAGGGCAGCACGGAUCGGCUGCGCCAGCGCCUGGCCCACCUGCUGUCGGGCGGUGGCGGGGACCGCCCGCCACCAGCCGGGGACGCGCUGGGCGCCCGGCUGGCCGCCAGCGGUCCGCUCGAGUCGCCGCUGCUGGCCGGCCCGCGGCGGUGCCAGCCGGCCCUCGGCAGUAUGACGUCACUGGCCAGUAACCAAUCAUCUGCGAGCGACAGCGGCUCGGAGACGGCAGAGCGCUGCACGGACGGGUUUUAUGAGAUGAAUAUGGAGAUUCUGGAGCACGUCAGUGUCGGGAUGUGCUUCUGAUGUGACUGCCUUACGACGAUCCUCCCGACGCGCCACUGACCAUAAGAGCAGGCUCCCCUUUGAGCCGUCCUACUGCCACAUGCCCUGUGAUUCGAGGUUGGCGCAUUGCAGCGGUGCAAUCAAGUAGUUAGUGAGUUGUGAUUCGAUGCCGAUCAUUGACCAAAUGACUAAAUGUGACGACUAGGCACUAUCCAUUCCGUGUCGCACUGUCGCGUGUAGUCCAGUUCUUUGCGCCGCGCUUUAGGUAUUGCCCGAGCAGGACUCGUAGCUGUAGUUAUGCCAUUCGUCGCCAGGGGCGCUAGGAGUCUAGAGAAAAGUCCGUGGCUAGUUUGUGGCUAUCGUUUUAGUCCCCUGGAUCGUGGCUGCUUUCUCUAGUCAUUCCAUAGGCUGGUUCGUGUCCGCCUCAGAUUAAUGAGGGAACGCUAUGGCAGGGAUUGUGCCACCUACUAGCGGACAUUUUUUACCAAUUUUAAUUGGCGCUACCCGAUUUGAUUCAAGUCAUCGCCUUAGCUGUGCUAAUGACGUGUCUUGGCUGGCAGCUCUUUAGAGAGGCUGGCCGCCUGGCAGACAAGAACCUUAGGGUUGCAUGCUAGAGAGUGCUUCAUUCUGACAUGGUCACUUGUGUACGCAUAUGAAUGUGAUGUAAUGUGAUUACUGGACAGUAGGUAUAUGACGUACCACUUUCAUGAACAUGUGCUCGAUCAGGUAUAAGCCUUAAUACAAUAUUUAAACAUGCA
Molecule: messenger RNA, 3959 nt
Organism: Amphibalanus amphitrite
Lineage: Eukaryota; Metazoa; Arthropoda; Thecostraca; Balanomorpha; Balanidae
Product: pleckstrin homology domain-containing family G member 3-like
Exons: 10
Coding region: 1-3222 (1073 amino acids)
Molecular function (GO): guanyl-nucleotide exchange factor activity
Source: RefSeq, a predicted model, not a curated record